Molecule: messenger RNA, 6374 nt
Organism: Osmia lignaria (orchard mason bee)
Lineage: Eukaryota; Metazoa; Arthropoda; Insecta; Hymenoptera; Megachilidae
Source: RefSeq, a predicted model, not a curated record
ACGACAGCGGCUACGUUCAAAUCGAAUUACAAAAUUGACAGAGUAGACAGAAUUCAAUCGUGCUUUUCCGACGAACCUGCCAAAACUAGAGUGAUGGUGAACUAAAGCGUAAGCAACAGCCCAAAUUGGAUCGGGUCCAACAUCAGAAUCGCUUCUUUUACGAAUAUGUAACUCGAAUUAACUAAACAGACCUCCAUCCCCUGACACGGAAAGGUUAUCUCACUUUUUCCUUUUCGUAGAAUAAUGCACGUGCACGAAAAAUAUUUCAAACAUCGUUCGUACAGGUAACUGUAUUAUAUAAUUUCCCAUCGUUACACUGAAGGACACUAUGGCGGACACAGAGGACCCAGAGGAAACCUCUGCACCCCAAGAAUCAGACUACGAAAUUCCAGGGAUACCCGAGGAUUCAAAGUCGAGUACCACGAGUGCCUCGAAGAGUUCGCCCAAGAUGUCAAAGAUAGAGUCCCUCGUUACUACAAUUCUACAAAAUGGAUCACCUUCGGCAUCAGUGGUAAUGCCACCUCCAGAUGAUCUACCUAGAGACCCAAGUAUCCAGAGUCAACAAGAGGAAACAUCCAUCUUGGAAGAAACAUCCAAGAGUCAGGAAGAAUUGAAAAAGUCUCAAGAACUUCCUCUGAAUGGAAAGAAAACCUCAUUGGAUCAACUGAGCAAGGACAUGUUCCAGAAUGGCCAGAAGCCUAGAGCGGCUAGAUUGCAUCGACAGUGCCAGCGUCGAUUCCGGGAGCUGAUCGGCAAACGAGAAAUGAAGAACGAAGAGCUGGAGAAACAACAGGGUGACCUGAAGCACCGUCUGAAUAUCCUGGAGUGCUCUAUGCCCGCGGUGAUGGUGUGGAACAUAUGGCGGAUGAGCCAGGGGGCAUGUGUACCUAGCAUUAAACAAGUGUUAGAGAAGUCGUUCCAAGGCCCUGCAUCCGGAGAAGUGUACUGUCCGAGCACGCCUAGUCGCCAUUUCGACUGCAGAGUCAGGGAGGUUGAGGCCGAGAGGAAGCAGGCGCAGAAGAGGGCGGAAGAGGCUAGGACUCUUUGGGCUGAGAAGGCGGCUGCGUUGGAGGAGAAAAAUAAGAAGCUGGAUGAAGCUAGGAAGGCUCAAGAACAGAUUAAAGAGAACAUAGAGAAAUUGAAGAUCGAGGCUCAGAAGCUACGGGAGGCUGCUGCCGCUAAGAUGAAGGACGAUGGUGCCUGCGAGUCUGGCGAGUGUGGCGUGAUAGAAUGCAAGAAAAAAUGGCUGGACAAAGUGCCCAGCAGCGCGUCCAUCAAGUCAACGGACAUCGAGUGCCUGGAGGAGCUCCAGCAGCUGGCAGAGACCGAGCUGUGUAUGAAAAGGCAGAUCGCCGACCUGGAGCGUCGAGAAGAGGCCUACAUGAGGACCCUCCAGCAAGCUGAUGAGCUAUGGUCGAAACUGCAAGGCGACGCGGCCAGCACAAUGAGCACUCUUCAAGAACAGUUGGAUGUAAAGACGGCUGCCAAUCAACAGAUGGCUGAUCGAAUCGUUCAGCUGGAGGACAUAUUGGAGAAGCUAAGAACAAGAAUGGCAAAUUGCAGGAAUGAGCUGGAGAAGUACAUGAGUAUAGGAAAGAUAGAGGCCCUGAUAGGUAGAGAUGAUGACUUCGCUGAUGUCGUUGAACAAAAGACAUCUUCUGAAGUGCUUCGGUCGGAUCAGAAGGUGGGAAGCAAGUAUAGUGUAGCGACAGUGGAAGAGAAAGGGGUUCUAUCCAAGGCAGAAGUGUCAGAGAAGGAUGCCCUGGCCAAACCAGACUUUGCAGAUCUCACUACAAGCGUUCAAUACGACGAUUUGACUGUAGAAGAGAAACAAAAGCUGGAAGCAGCUAAAAAUUACCUGGCUAGUUAUGGAUCGCUUUCGGAACUAUUCACUGACGAUGACUAUGUCUGCGCUCCAGACUUCAUUUGCAACGACCAGGUAUUCACAGAGACUGGACUAACUGAAGAAGAACUGAAAGCUUUGAAGGAAGGACGCGUGACAGCAGAGAUGUUGCUGAAGAAGUUUGAGGAAGCAGAUGAAAUAUCUGAAGUAACAGUUGGCGGAAUUUCAAGUGCAAUGAGCAAGACGAUCAAACAUACAGAAGAUAGUAAGGAAGCUGUGGAACUCUGCGCUCCAGACUUCAUUUGCAACGACCAGGUAUUCACAGAGAGUGGACUAACUGAAGAAGAAAUGAAAGCUUUGAAGGAAGGACGCAUGACAGCAGAGAUGUUGCUGAAGAAGUUAGAGGAAGCAGAUGAAAUAUCUGAAGUAACAGUUGGCGGAGUUCCAAGUGCGAUGAGGAAGACGAUCAAACAUACAGAAGAUCGUAAGGAAGCUGUGGAACUAGUAUAUGAAGUGGGGGAAGAAGAGCUUAUUUCGGUUGAUGAGAUUACCAUUAAAAGUGACAGAAAAAUUGAUGAUGAAAAAGAAACUCCAGUCACUACCCUAGAAGAGACAGAGAUUGAUGCUGUACAGGAAGCUUUUAUUGAAGCCCCUAUGCCUGAAGAAGAAAUUGUAGAAGGAAUGACUACUGAAGCUGAAGUAGAAGAUUAUACAUUGUAUCAGGAUGCAGUUGGAGAUGACAACAUCCUGGUCCCGCGUGAUGAACUGCAAACGUGGCAGGGUAAUGUGGAUGCAGUACGUGAAACAAUAGCGACUUGUCCCGAUUGCCUGGUUGUCAAGAAGGAUGCUGAUGAGGUAGCUGAGAUGAUAGCAAGGUACACUGGAAUAACAAUGAGAGACGUGAUCGAUGACCCUCGACGAAGAAAAGAGGAGAUCGAAGAACUAAGCGUUCUAGAACAGGUGUCUCCUACAGAAAUUGGAGUACAAGUAGAAGAAGAGGGACAGAUCGAGCCAAAAAUAGAGGAAGCUGAAGUAAUUGAAGAACUAGUAGUUGAGGAAGUAACCCAGUCAAUAAUCAAGGAAGAAAUUCAAGACAUCGAAGAACCGAUAACAGCACAGAAGGUAGCUGAAGUAGAGGCACCACCUGAAAAGGAGAAAACAGUAACACCAACGGUAUCAGUGGUGCAAGAGGUGAGCAAAGAACCUAGUAAAGUUUCGAUACCGCAAGUAGUAUCUAUUAAGGAAGAGACACCAUCUGAGGAAGAGAUACCUCCACUUAUGAAGGAGGGAGUACCUAUUGCUGUAGAAAUCAGUCCUGAAGAAGUGGAAAAAGUACUUGUAGAAGCUGUUAAAACUGACACUGUACCAUCAGCUGAUAAGGAAGAUACUAUAACACCCGUGGAAGUAAAACAAGAGAUAUCACAAGAAGAAAAAGAAGAAGACGUAGAUACAAUAACGAUAAAAGAAAAAGAAGAAGUAGUUGAGGCUGAAGUUCCUAUGGAAAAGAAGGAAGAUGAAGCACUAGUGUCGAGGGAAGAAGAAACUGAAUCACGAAUACUGCCAGAGGAAGAUGAAAUGGUUACAGCACAGAAGAAAGAAAUUGAAGAUGAUUUACUUCCAGAGGUGGAAGAGAAGAAAGCACCAGACGAAGAAACGGUUGAGGUGGACAUGCUUGAAGUAAUGGAAGAGCCAAAAGAAGAAGACAUUGGGGUGGAAUUACUUCCAGAAAAGGAAGAAGAAGAAAUACGCAAAGAAGACGUUACAGUGGAAUUACUUCCAGACGAAGUGCCAAAGGAGGAAGAAGUAGAAAUGGAAAUGCUCCCAGAAGAAGAAGAAGUAUCAGAACCUAAAGAAGAAGGCGAGGAAGAAGCUGAAGUACCCACAGAGGAAGCAGAGGAAACAACAGUACUAGUAGUAGCAGUAAUUCCAGAAGAAGAAGUAGGAAUCGAAGUUGAAGAAGCCCCAGUGCCUGAAGAAAAAGUAGAGGAAGUACCAAUAGAAGAAAUAAUAGAAGUAGAAGAAAUCGUAGAUAAAGAGAAGAUAGAGGAAAUACCAGAAGAAGAGAAAGUAGAAAUGUUGCCAGAAGAAGAGGAAGUAGAAAUGUUGCCAGAAGAAGAGAAAGUAGAAAUGUUGCCAGAAGAAGUGGGAGAAGAACCAGCUGAAGAAAAAGAAGCAGAAGAAGAAGUGACAGAAGUACCUGUAUCAGAAGAGUUAGAAAUAUGUAUAGAAGAAAUAUGUGAGGGACCAUGUAAGGAAGAAAUACCAGCUGAAGAAAAGGAAUCAGAAGAAGUGAUAGAAGUACCUGUAUUAGAAGAGUUAGAAAUAUGUACAAUAGAAAUAUGUAAGAGACCAUGUACGGAAGAAGUACCAGCUGAAGAAAAGGAAUCAGAAGAAGUGAUAGAAGUACCUGUAUCAGAUGAGAUGGAAAUACCUGUGGAAGUAUGUAAGGAAGAAAUAUGUAUUAAAAAAGUAUCAGUACCAGAGGUAUUGGAAGUACCAAAGGUACCAGAAGUUCCAGCUCUAGAAGAAGUGGUUUCGUUUCCUUGUGUCUGUUUCAUUGAACCAGAAGUACCAAAAGAUAAAGAGGCGGAAUUACUUCCUUGUGUCUGUUUCACUGAACCAGAAGUACUAAAAGAUAAAGAAGAGGAGCAAUUACUUCCUUGUGUUUGUUCCUCUGAACCAGAAGUACCAAAAGUUCCAGAUAAAGAAGAGGCCCAAACAUUUCCCUGUGUCUGUUUCAAUGAACCUAAAGUAUCAAAGGUUCCAGUUCAAAAAGAGGCACCUUGUGAUUGUUUCUCCAUACUCGAAGAACCUGCACCAAAAGCAUCAAAAGUUCCAGUUCCAGAGGACCCGACUAAGCUUUGCAGCUGUUUCUUUGCGCUGGAAACACCGGAAGCUCCAGCUCCAAAAAUUCCAACUCCAGAAGUGCCGCUUGUAAUGCCCUUUGUUGCUGUCCUCCCUACAAUUGCUGAGCAGCAAACUGAACCAGAAACCAAAAUCGAAAUCACCCAGACAGAAUUCAGUGCAACCAUGGAGUCCAUCGAAGUGGUCACACAGACAGUGUCCGAGACAGGAACACAAACACCAACGAACAAAUUCACAAGACCUUCUCAGCAACCAAGGAUUAUAACCAUCACGAAGUCAGUGGACCCAGAACUGGAGAUCCUGGACCAACUAACCCGCAGGUUGACACCCAUAACAGAACCAUCCCUAACAAUAACCACUGCCGCGAGUACCCAAACAGAAAAAUCAAGUUUCCUCCAAGUUAAAGCUACAUAUGUUGAUAGUAAACCUCCGAGUCUCCGUAUCUCAGAGAUUCUGCAGUCCCUGAAGGCUGAGGUCGCCCAUCUGAAUGGAACACCCAAGUCUGACCAGGAGCGGGAGCUUAAAUCCUUCCAUUAUAGCAAAAAACCUAAACAGCCUGAACUGGCGAAGUGCAACUGUUGCGUAUGUGGCAAGGACGUUCUUUCAAGUAUAUCCAUUGAUCCAAGGACUCAAAGGCAGUCGACUCAAAGACAGUCGACUCAAAGGCAGUCGACUCAAAGGCAGGACUCAACGGUGAGUUGCGCCCAGCCUCCUCCGCCGACGACGAGGAAGACUGUCACCCCAUAUACAAAUCAGGGGAUGCAAAAUGAGACUAUCUGUCCUGAUUGUAAAAUAAGGAAGCUUCAGGAGGCCUUGAAGCUUCAGGAGGCCUUGAAGCUCCAGGAGGCCUUGAAGCUCCAGGAGACCUUGAAGUCCCAGGAGGCCUUGAAGUCCCAGGAAUCCGUGAAAUCCUCCAAGAAGGAGGUGAAGAAACUCACUAGUGACAAAGAGGUCUGUGCCGUUGCCUCUACUACCCCAAGGGGCAUACCAUUCCAUAGGCUGAAGAAGAAGGUCGAUCAAUGCUGCUCGGCGAAAAUUUCCAAGGCUAGCUCCAAGGAUAGCUCCAAGACUAGUUCCAAGAGUACCUCCAAGGCUAGCUCCAAGGUCAGUUCCAAGCUUGACAAGCCCUUGAGGAAGGAUACAAUGGAUCCUGAGAAGGAGGUGCAAGAAAUUAUGCCUGCCACUGAGACGACAGACAAAGAAUCCUUGAUGCACUGCGUCUGCAGUUGCGAGAUAGAAACUGGAGAGUCUGGAGAGUUCAAUAGAAUGCACUGUGCCUGUGGUGAUCCUGACUGAUCUGGUUAUUUGAUUCUUCAAGGAUGGAUGGAGGCUAAUGUGUCACACUUGAGAAUUCCUCUCCGCUGGGAAUCGUUUCAGUGAAGGUUUCAGAGGAUCAGAGUUUAUUCUGAAGGAGCAUAUUCCUUGAACGUAUUCAGAAGAUGAAUGAAGAAAGUAGGAGUAACUCGUCCAGCAAUGGCUUCUGAGCGACUGAACCCGAUGAUGGAAUCAAACAUUGUCGCGACAAAGAGAACGCAUGGAACCAUUGUGCAGGAUGGUUCUUCUCAUCUGGCUGUCACAUAAUAGAAUUGACUAUCAUUCAGAAAUUAAAUUUCGACUUUGGCUUACCCUCCAUCUGAAGAAGAAACACAAGUGCCCAGUGCAUUGU